UUCGAAAUCGUACUAGAAAUCAACGUAACUCCACCGCCUCACGUGUCCGCAACUACACUAUAAAAUUCCAUCCACAUUCCCUCCUUUCGUAGUCGUUGCAAUGUUUAUAUUCGGAUUCUCUCCAGGGGUGGUUUGCCCACUUAUUCUUUGCUUCUUUUUCUUUAAAAGCCCUAUUUCCGCAUUCCCCCUCUCCACUUAUUCUUUUUCUUUAAUUUCUAGCUUUCCUCCGAAGUUGCAGAGUAAUUUCGUGUGGAAAUAUUUAGAUUGUGGCAGCUACUUUGGGGUAUUUGAUUUGAGGGCUCUGUUCUUCGCAAGCAUUCAGUGAUGACAUUAGAGCCUGACCAAGCUCCGGUGGAUUCUAUUACUCUAUUUGUGGCACUCCUCUGCUCCUGCAUUGUGAUUGGUCACCUUCUGGAGAAAAACCGAUGGUUUAAUGAGUCAAUAACUGCACUUGCCAUUGGUUUUUGUACCGGAAUUAUUAUUCUGUUUACCACUGAAGGAAAGAGAUCACACAUUCUAGUAUUUAAUGAGGAGCUUUUCUUUAUAUAUCUUCUUCCUCCUAUCAUAUUCAAUGCUGGAUUCCAGGUCAAAAAGAAGCAAUUUUUCCGUAACUUCAUGAUGAUUAUUUUGUUUGGUGCUGUUGGUACUUUGAUAUCGUUUGUCAUCAUAUCCGUAGGUACCGUGCAGUUAUUUAAGAAAUUGAAUAUUGGUUUCCUGGACAUUGGAGAUUAUCUUGCACUUGGAGCAAUCUUUUCAGCCACAGAUUCUGUUUGCACUUUGCAGGUGCUUAAUCAGGAUGAGACACCUCUUUUGUACAGUAUAGUCUUUGGCGAAGGUGUGGUAAAUGAUGCCACAUCGAUUGUUCUUUUUAAUGCAAUUCAGAAAUUUGACCUCUCUCACAUCACCUCAAGCAUUUUUAUGGAAUUCAUUGGGAGCUUCUUAUACUUUUUUAUUACAAGCACAUUGCUAGGAGUAGGGGUUGGAUUAAUAAGUGCAUACAUCAUAAAGAAAUUGUACAUUGGCAGGCACUCUACCGAUCGUGAAGUUGCUCUCAUGAUUCUCAUGGCUUACCUCUCAUAUAUGAUGGCUGAAUUGUUCAAUUUGAGCAGCAUUCUUACAGUGUUCUUUUGUGGGAUUGUUAUGUCACACUACACCUGGCAUAAUGUGACUGAAGGUUCUAGAGUCACCACCAAGCACGCUUUUGCAACAUUAUCUUUCAUAUCAGAGAUUUUCAUCUUCCUCUAUGUUGGUAUGGAUGCUUUGGAUAUUGAGAAGUGGAAAGUUGUUAGCAAAAGUCCUGGAACAUCUGCUGGGGUGAGCUCAAUACUGCUUGCCUUAGUUCUAGUUGAAAGGGCAGCUUCUGUGUUCCCUCUAUCCUUUUUGUCCAAUUUAAUUAAAAGGUCUCAGAGUGACAAAUUUACAUUGAAGCAACAGGUUAUAAUAUGGUGGGCAGGGCUCAUGCGAGGUUCUGUGUCCGUGGCACUUGCUUAUAGUCAGUUUACCAGAUCGGGGCAAACUCAAUUGCGUGGAAAUGCCAUUAUGAUAACCAGCACCAUCACUGUUGUUCUUUUUAGCACUGUGGUGUUCGGAUUAAUGACUAAGCCUCUAAUAAGGCUGCUGCUGCCAAGCAAGCAUCUUAGCAGCCCCGUCUCCUCUGAAUCUUUUGAUUCUUUUCCUUCUAAGCCGGUGACAGAUCUUCCACUUAUUGCCAACGGGCAAACUGCAGAUUCUGAAAUGGGUGGUGACAGCAUUCCCCGUCCAACCAGCUUACGCAUGCUCCUGACAACCCCGGCUCAUACAGUCCACUACUACUGGCGGAAGUUUGAUGACAGUGUCAUGCGCCCGGUGUUUGGUGGGAGAGGUUUUGCGCCAUAUGUUCCUGGCUCACCAACAGAACCACUUCUUCACUGAUUACAAAUACCAUACACUGAAUUUUGAAUUUGAAAAAAAAAGAGAUAGGGAGAUUUAAGGAUCGGCCUUAUGCAUAUUUAUAUGUAUUACUGAUUAGAGUUAUUGCAUGGUGGAUAACAUGCCUUGUGUAAAUAAUACUGAUUAGAGUUAUUGCAUGGUGGAAAACAUGACGAGAGAGAUGAUGGUACAUUUGUACCCUCUUCCUCAAUUCAGAAUCAGGUGGGUUAGCUUUAUAAUAUUCCACCACAAAACAUACAAGGAAUGUCAUAUAAAGCCAGAGAGUCAUAAAGUCUCCUGAGGAGUGGAUGAGUACGUCAAGAAAAAUCAUUUGCAGGCAUUUAUCUGAGGUCAACCUCUCAAAUGACAAUAACAUUCUUAUUCUACCCCGUCAGGGAGCAGAAAAAUGUGAAAUAUUCAAUAUUCUGCAUGUACUUUUAAAACCCUUUUGACAAUGGUUUCGCCACCAAGUAUUAUAUGGAUUUUUUUUAUAGAGGAAUUUCUUUUUCCAUUUUUUUUUUUGGAAGAGAAAGAAAUAGCAGAAGGUUCAGAUAUUUUCUAACGGGUUUUCGAUGCAAUCUGCUCCAUUAAGUUCCAGAUGUAGACAUUUGUUUUUUGUAUCAUCGACUGGCCGCGACUGUCAAAACCCAUCAUUGAAUUUGUCUUCAGUAUGGCAUUAAGUUAUUUUUUUAAAUUCAUGCCAGA
Durio zibethinus is the source of this 2613-nucleotide messenger RNA. Its product is annotated as sodium/hydrogen exchanger 1-like. The record is from RefSeq and is a predicted model, not a curated record. Lineage: Eukaryota; Viridiplantae; Streptophyta; Magnoliopsida; Malvales; Malvaceae. Gene Ontology annotation, biological process: sodium ion import across plasma membrane; potassium ion transmembrane transport; proton transmembrane transport. Gene Ontology annotation, cellular component: plasma membrane. Gene Ontology annotation, molecular function: potassium:proton antiporter activity; sodium:proton antiporter activity.